Messenger RNA from Saitoella complicata NRRL Y-17804, 1005 nucleotides. RefSeq lists its product as uncharacterized. The coding region runs from base 78 to 890 and encodes 270 amino acids. NCBI's taxonomy places the organism in Eukaryota, Fungi, Ascomycota, Saitoellomycetes, Saitoellales, Saitoellaceae. The record is from RefSeq and is a predicted model, not a curated record. The transcript has a single exon.
AUGAGGGGACGUUGGAGGGUGUUGUUUUUGUUUGUGAAAGGUGUAAGGCCAAGGAGGGUGGGCAGGUGAAGGAGGAGAUGAAGGCGACGCCUACGCCUACACCUACUCCUAUGCCGGGGCCGGGGCCGAGUGCGUACAAUCCGUACAACCCGUCUCCGACACCAGCGCAACAGGCUCAACAAAGACCGCCGGUUAUGGCCCCACAGCAGCAGCCGAUGAUGGUGAACCCCAACACCAAUGCCACGCCCUACGCUGCAGCAGCUGGCAUGCGAGGCCCGCCCCUGGGGACAUUCGGAGGUCCUGCGAUGCCCAUGGUACAACAACAACAACAACAGCAUGCGCAGCAGCAGUUGCAGACCCAACCUCCUCAGCGGAAAGGGCAGUAUCCACCUGAAAUGGCGUACCCCCAGCAACAAUGCCAGAUACCCGUUCAGGGACAGUGGCCCCCGCCGGCUACGCAGCCGCAACCACGUGCACAUACUCCGGGAACACCGGUACAACAAGGACAAGGACAGUGGGCACAGGGCGUGCCGCAGCAGCCGCAGCAGCAGAGAUGGCAAAGUCCGGGUGCGAUGCAGUCGGGGUGGAGGGUACCCGUUGGGAUUGCGGCACAGCCUCAGGCGCAAGCUCAGGGAAUGACUCAGCAGGGAUAUACGCUGCAGGGGCAGUUUGGGGGACUGGUGCCUGUACAAGGUCAGAGGGUGAACGGGGGUUAUCCUCAGCAGGGGCAAGUUGUGAGGGGUGGACAUCCGGUGUAUGGAUCCGCACAGGGACAGGUGAACGGAGUAUAUGGAGGUGUGCCGCUGCCUCAGCAGCAACAGGGUUAUUAUCCACCACCCCAAGGACGAGGGCAGCAGUAUCAGGGUGGCUAUCCACCACAACAAAGAUAGACUUAGUCUAGCUUACUCGUCCAGUUCAGGCUCCUCAUUCAUCGCCUCCACCGGUAUACCACCUGCCGAAAUCCUAAUCUUCUCUUUCAAUUCGUUUAUCGCAAUCACCACCUCC